This is a messenger RNA of Cyphomyrmex costatus, 739 nucleotides long. It is a transcript of the gene eIF1, whose product is annotated as eukaryotic translation initiation factor eIF1. Gene Ontology annotation, biological process: translational initiation. The record is from RefSeq and is a predicted model, not a curated record. Gene Ontology annotation, molecular function: translation initiation factor activity. The coding region runs from base 191 to 523 and encodes 110 amino acids. The transcript has 3 exons. NCBI's taxonomy places the organism in Eukaryota, Metazoa, Arthropoda, Insecta, Hymenoptera, Formicidae.
CAACUUUUACUUCCGGCUGCGUACACGGCCAUCGCGCUUGGCUUUCGUCGAGUCCUUUUGUGCUCCGUUGGUGUUCACGCGACUUUCAAGUGCUGAUCUUAGCAACAUCUCUCCACAUUCAUCUGCCCCUACGACUGUCACCUGCGCUCCGCAGUUCUAUAUCAUCCGAGGGAUCUCUUUUGUUUGUCGUAUGUCCAUCCAGAAUCUCAACACAUUCGACCCCUUUGCAGAUGCAAUCAAGGGUUCAGAUGAUGACGUCCAGGACGGCCUCGUUCAUAUAAGGAUCCAGCAGCGGAAUGGUCGCAAAACCUUAACAACGGUGCAAGGACUUUCCUCGGAAUAUGACUUGAAGAAAAUUGUGAGAGCAUGUAAAAAGGAGUUUGCCUGCAAUGGGACAGUAAUAGAGCACCCGGAGUACGGGGAGGUGCUGCAGCUGCAGGGGGACCAACGAGAGAAUAUAUGCCAGUGGCUGACAAAGUCAGGUCUGGCAAAACCUGACCAGCUCAAAGUCCAUGGUUUUUAAUCAAUUAACAACAACAGCAACAAUUACCAUCCAUGCCACAACCCACAACAACAGCAGACAGCUCCACCCCUCGUCAGCUCUACAUGAUUAUCUCAAAUUGAAUCUGUAUAUCAUUCACUAAACUUUUCGUGGGAUAUCCCGAUUAUACUAUCACAUUAUAAAUAUAUACAUAUAUAUGUAUAUAUACACACAAACACGCGCGCAUAUAUAUUUCAA